ACCCUCCCUUUCUAAUUUGCUUUUAUUACCGUUUCCUUUCAAGUCAGAGUUCUCCUUUUUUCCCCCCAGACUCUUUGGCUAAAGCAUAACUUUGACUGUUUUCACUUCAGCACAAGGCAAAGACUGCAGCUCCUGAGGACUUUUGGACGUUAACUGAAUGCUGACACGUCUUUCGGCUAGUUUCUCCACAGGCCAGACCUCUGUGCUCGGAACAGGUCUUUAAAUGCUGUCAUAAAGAAUACAGCAGCUGUGGCCGAAAUAUACCACUGACUCACGACGGCUGCACUGAGCUGAAAAUAACCUGGAAGACAGGAUUUCAUAUUAUCUGGCCUUAAAGUUGCUUGUAGUGAGCACAUUACAGGCUGGAAGUCCUUACUCGAAGAUAGUUUUAUUAAAUGUCUAAAACGGACGUUUGAAUAUGGGUAUAUUCUGUGGUAGUAAUUUUACAUUUUCAACGUGAGCAUUCUUUUGUGUGAUCAAGUUGCACAGUUCUCUGCUACAUGGUUCACUCUUGCUAUCAGGAAAUGGAUUGUGAAGUGCUCUGGAGACAUGCCCUGCCGUUCCCCGUGUCUGUUUUCUCAGGCCUUGUGAGACCCGUCCUGUGAUGCAGUCCCAUGGUAGCCAACCGUGUCCGUCUGUAGACAUGCUGUCAGUUGCUCACAUCUGCCUCCUCUCUCCCAGCACUGCUAAAGGAGGGGGCGGAGACACUCUGUCCCUCACUUCAAAACCCUCAGGCUUACUCACACACAGACGACACAGACAGACACAGACACGAUCCCGAACUCACACCAAAGGAAAGCAGGGAUUAACACUGAGCUUUUGUUUUGAACAAAUAAUGAUUGCUUCCAUUCUGGCACUGCUGCUCUCGUUAACAUUUAAUGUGAAACAGCUGUUUUAAAAAGAAGUCUACUGACGCCAACAGAUAUUUAACAGCAUCACAUUUCAGUAAUUUAGCAUACGCUCUCAUCCAGACCAGUAGUGCGUGAAUACAUUUUCCUAUUGUUUUUCCAUACUGGUCCCCAUGGGAAUCGAACCCACAACUCUGGCGUUGCAAGCAUCAUGCUCUACCAACUACCAACUGAGCCACACGGGACUUAUAUAGGCAUUGAAAUGACAUCACUCCAGCUGUGGCCCCUCCUCCUCCUCCUCCUCCCUGUUCUACUGGUCAACUUCUCCAGCCAACUAGACGACAACAAGAUCCCGCCCAGUCUGUGUACGGGACAACCAGGUAUCCCAGGUACUCCUGGGGUGCACGGUAGUGCUGGCCAACCAGGAAGAGAUGGGAGGGAUGGGCGUGAUUCUGUCCCUGGGGAGAAGGGAGAGAAGGGAGGCAGGGGAGAGACAGGCGAGUCAGGCUUUAGAGGCCUCACUGGAGAUCAGGGGAACCCUGGAGAUAAAGGAGACAGGGGGCAGUCGGGGGAGUGCGCCGUUGCUCCCAAAUCAGCCUUCAGCGCCAAGUUGUCCGAGGGCCGCACCAUGCCCGUGGCGGCGGAAGACGCUGUGCGCUUUGACAAGGUAACGCUAAACGAGCAGGGCGACUUCAACGCGGAAACAGGACGCUUCACCUGCAAAGUGCCCGGCGUCUACUACUUUGCGGUCCACGCCACCGUCUACCGGGCCAGCCUGCAGUUUGACCUGAUGAAGAACGGUCUCACAAUGGCGUCCUACUUCCAGUUCUAUGGGAACUGGCCCAAGCCAGCAUCUUUGUCCGGAGGCUCGCUGCUGCACCUCAUCCCGGGCGACCAGGUGUGGGUGCAGAUGGCAUUGGGAGAGUACAGUGGUUUCUACUCCAGCUCUAAGACUGACAGCACUUUCACUGGCUUCCUGGUGUACUCGGACUGGAAAAACUCUGCUGUCUUCGCCAAGGGCGAAGUGGUAUAGACAUUGCGUGGACCAAGUCUGGUGUUGUGGCUGGAGGGGAUCCUCCCCCAGAAAAUAUUUGAAAACGUUAAACUAAUUUACUGUCCUUCUACAUGAUUCAUGGCCUCUCUAGAAGGUUAUUAGAAAACUCUGGUUAUUGCAUAAACACAUAAAGGUUACAGAAAUAGCAGUAGGCUAUGGCACAUACCAUACUGAUGAGUUGUGUCGAUGAAUCAAGUGAACUGUAGUGCUUUCAGUUGUGCUUCAGGUUAGCCAUUUGACUGCUGCUGUGCAAUGGUGAAUCGUUUUUACAGACUUUCUGACGGUGGCCCUACAUGUAUCAUUGUUUUUUUGCCUUUACAAACAAGGAUGGCCUAUGGGGUUUAAAUGAGACAUGUUGGCUCCUGCAUUUGGCAGGAAUUGUGAAAAUAAGAAGGUUGUUGUGGUGGAGGUGUAACGAGGAUUCAAUAAGGCAUCAAACAUGUUUGUGAGCUAUUUAGGGCUUCCAACCGUGACAUCACUUACUUGAUGUCAUGAAACUUAGCCUAGUACUUUGUGCAAAAAAAAUGAAUUGAAAAGAAUUCAAACUGAAGCCCUAAAAUACUUUCCACAAUCUUUUAAUUUAAGUCUGUGCAACCUUCACUUAUGUCACAAAUAAAAAAUGUAACUUUCA
Molecule: messenger RNA, 2533 nt
Organism: Oncorhynchus gorbuscha (pink salmon)
Lineage: Eukaryota; Metazoa; Chordata; Actinopteri; Salmoniformes; Salmonidae
Product: complement C1q tumor necrosis factor-related protein 5-like
Exons: 4
Coding region: 1060-1881 (273 amino acids)
Molecular function (GO): protein binding
Source: RefSeq, a predicted model, not a curated record